GGCCUCGCCGCCAUGUCGCGCUUCGCACGCACCAAGCGGCCCGCCGGGUCCCGGCUCCCCCGGGACCGGCUGAUGCCUGCGACGACGCUGGGCGCAGUUAGCCCGCCCCCCGCAGUCCCCUCCCCGAGGCCGCGCCCGCCCGCGCCCGCCGGCCCCGCCGCCUGGGGGAGCUGAGGCGACGCCCGCCCUCCGCCCGCCCCGAGGGCGGGGGCGCUCGGCCCGGCCCCUCGCCUGCGCCCGCGGCCCCGCCGCCGCCUCCGCUUUCUCCUCCUCCUCCGGGCCGCCCGCCCGGCUCCUCGCCCCGCCCCGGGUCUGCGGGAAGGGAAACCGAAAGUGCGCGGCGCCGGGCGGGGCCGCCGACCUGCCUGGGCCCGGGCCUCACACCCGCCGGCGCCGCCACCGUCACCGGAGUCCCGCAGCCGUUCCAGAUAACUGCAAGUAACGUGAACCUGAAUGAAUUCAAGUGACUUAAACAUGGAAGACAGAAGACCUCAUCUGGAGGCCAGGCCCAGGAAUCCCCAUACCAACCACAGAGGGCCUAUGGAUGGAGAAUUACCACCAAGAGCUAGAAAUCAGGCCAAUAACCCACCAGCCAAUGCUCUCAGAGGAGGAACCAACCAUCCUGGAAGGCAUCCUAGGGCCAACAAUCACGCUGUUCCUUACCGGCAAAGAGAAGAGAGAUUUAGGGCCAUGGGGAGGAACCCACAUCAGGGCAGGAGGAACCAGGAAGGCCAUACCAGUGAUGAAGCUAGAGGCCAAAGACAUGGUCAGGAGAAUGAUGCCAGGCGGAGAAAUGACAACCAAGAGGGUAGGAAUCGCAGACCACCAUGGUCCAAUGAAAAUUUCCAGCAGUGGCGAACCCCCCACCAGAAGCCUACAGAACAGCCACAGCAGGUAAAGAAACUGGGCUAUAAGUUCCUAGAAAGUCUUCUGCAAAAAGACCCCUCUGAGGUGGUCAUCACGCUUGCCACAAGUUUAGGGCUGAAGGAACUACUGUCUCACUCUUCCAUGAAAUCCAACUUCCUUGAGCUCAUCUGCCAGGUUCUUCGGAAGGCUUGCAGCUCCAAAAUGGACCGCCAGAGUAUUCUUCAUGUACUAGGCAUAUUGAAGAACUCCAAAUUCCUCAAAGUUUGCCUGCCUGCUUAUGUGGUAGGGAUGAUUACUGAACCCAUUCCUGACAUUCGAAACCAGUAUCCAGAACACAUAAGCAAUAUCAUCUCCCUCCUCCAGGAUCUCGUAAGCGUCUUCCCUGCCAGCUCUGUGCAGGAAACUUCCAUGCUCAUUUCUCUCCUGCCAGCUUCUCUUAAUGCUUUGAGAGCCUCUGGUGUUGACAUAGAAGAGGAGACAGAAAAGAACCUGGAAAAGGUGCAGACCAUUAUUGAACAUCUACAGGAAAAGAGGCGAGAGGGCACUUUGAGAAUGGAUACCUAUACUCUAGUGCAGCCUGAGGCAGAAGGCCAUGUAGAGAGCUACCGGACAAUGCCCAUCUACCCUACCUACAAUGAAGUGCACUUAGACGAGAGGCCUUUCCUUCGCCCCAACAUCAUUUCUGGAAAAUAUGAGAGCACUGCUGUCUAUCUGGAUACCCACUUCCGACUCCUAAGAGAAGAUUUUGUCAGACCCCUGCGGGAAGGCAUUUUGGAACUUCUCCAAAGCUUUGAAGACCAGUGUUUGAGGAAGAGGAAGUUCGAUGACAUCCGGAUUUACUUUGAUACGAGGAUUAUCACUCCUGUGUGUUCAUCAUCAGGCAUUGUCUAUAAGGUUCAAUUUGAUACAAAACCACUGAAGUUUGUUCGCUGGCAGAAUUCUAAGCGAUUGCUGUAUGGGUCCUUGGUAUGCAUGUCCAAGGACAACUUUGAGACAUUUCUUUUUGCCACUGUUUCUAACCGGGAGCAAGAAGAUCUCUGCCGAGGAAUUGUCCAACUCUGUUUCAAUGAGCAGAGCCAACAGCUGCUAGCAGAAGUUCAGCCCUCUGACUCUUUCCUCAUGGUGGAGACAACAGCUUACUUUGAGGCUUACAGGCAUGUUCUGGAAGGACUCCAAGAGGUCCAGGAAGAAGACGUCCCCUUCCAGAGGAAUAUUGUGGAAUGUGACUCUCAUGUGAAGGAGCCCAGGUACUUGCUAAUGGGGGGCAGAUAUGAUUUCACCCCCCUAAUAGAGAAUCCUUCAACCACAGGGGAAUCUCUAAGGACUGUUGAGGGUCUGAGACGUCCUAGAGUCAAUGUCUUAGACCUUAGCCAGUGGCCCUCAAAAGAAGCCCUGAAGCUGGAUGACUCCCAGAUGGAAGCCUUGCAGUUCGCUCUCACAAGGGAACUGGCUAUUAUUCAAGGACCUCCUGGAACAGGCAAAACCUAUGUGGGUCUAAAAAUUGUUCAAGCCCUCCUAACCAAUGAGUCCGUUUGGCAAAUUAGUCUCCAAAAGUUCCCCAUCUUGGUUGUAUGUUAUACUAAUCAUGCUUUGGACCAGUUUCUGGAAGGCAUCUACAAGUGUCAAAAGACCAGCAUCGUGCGGGUGGGUGGAAGGAGCAACAGUGAAAUCCUGAAGCAGUUCACCCUGAGGGAACUGAGGAACAAGCGGGAAUUCCGCCGCAACCUCCCCAUGCACCUCCGAAGAGCCUACAUGAGUAUCAUGACCGAGAUGAAGGAAUCAGAGCAAGAGCUCCACGAAGGUGCCCAGACCCUAGAGUGCACCAUGCGUGGUGUCCUCCGGGAACAGCACUUGGAGAAGUAUAUCUCCCCCCGGCACUGGGAAAGCCUGAUGAGUGGGCCAAUGCAGGACAGUGAGUGGAUCUAUUUCCAGCAUUGGAAGCACUCCAUGAUGCUUGAAUGGCUGGGUCUAGGUGUUGGUUCUUUCACUCAAAAUGUUGCCUCAGCUGGACCUGAAAACACAGCCCAGGCAGAAGGGGAAGAAGAGGAAGAAGGAGAAGAGGAGGGGUCGCUGAUUGAGAUCGCAGAGGAGGCUGACUUGAUUCAAGCAGACCGAGUGAUCGAGGAGGAAGAGGUAGUGAGGCCCCGGCGACGGAAGAAGGAAGAGAAUGGGGCAGACCAGGAGUUGGCUAAAAUGCUUUUGGCCAUGAGACUAGACCACUAUGGCUCUGGAACCACAGCUGGACAAGAGCAAGCUACAGGAGAGUGGAAGACCCAGCGUAACCAGAAGAAGAAAAUGAAGAAGAAAGUGAAGGUUGAACUUCGCAAACUGAACACCAUGACUGAGGCUGAGGCCAAUGAGAUCCAGGAUGUCUGGCAGCUGGACCUGAAUUCUCGCUGGCAGCUUUAUAGGCUGUGGCUACAGAUGUACCAAGCCGACACUCGCCGGAAGAUCCUUAGCUAUGAACGCCAGUACCGCACGUCAGCAGAGAGAAUGGCUGAGCUGAGACUCCAGGAAGACCUCCACAUCCUUAAAGAUGCCCAGGUUGUUGGCAUGACAACCACAGGUGCUGCGAAAUACCGCCAGAUUCUACAGAAGGUGGAGCCUCGCAUCGUCAUUGUGGAAGAGGCUGCUGAAGUCCUUGAGGCCCAUACCAUUGCUACAUUGAGCAAAGCUUGCCAGCACCUCAUCCUGAUUGGGGACCACCAGCAGCUGCGCCCCAGUGCCAACGUUUAUGAUCUGGCCAAGAACUUCAACCUUGAGGUGUCCCUUUUUGAACGGCUAGUGAAAGUAAACAUUCCCUUUGUUCGUCUGAAUUACCAGCACCGCAUGCGCCCUGAGAUUGCCCGCCUUUUGACCCCCCACAUCUAUCAGGAUCUGGAGAAUCAUCCCUCUGUUCUCAAGUAUGAGAAGAUUAAGGGGGUCUCUUCCAACCUUUUCUUUGUAGAACACAACUUUCCUGAACAGGAGAUCCAAGAAGGCAAAAGCCAUCAGAACCAGCAUGAGGCUCACUUUGUAGUAGAGCUGUGCAAGUACUUCCUGUGCCAGGAGUACCUGCCCUCCCAGAUCACCAUCCUUACCACCUACACCGGGCAGCUUUUCUGCCUGAGGAAGCUCAUGCCUGCCAAGACAUUUGCUGGCGUCAAGGUCCAUGUUGUGGACAAAUACCAAGGGGAAGAGAAUGACAUCAUCCUCCUCUCACUAGUGCGAAGCAACCAGGAGGGCAAGGUGGGUUUCCUCCAGAUAUCCAACCGCAUCUGCGUGGCCUUGUCCAGAGCCAAGAAAGGGAUGUACUGCAUUGGGAACAUGCAGAUGCUAGCCAAGGUGCCCUUGUGGAGCAAGAUCAUUCAUACCCUUCGAGAGAACAAUCAGAUAGGCCAAACGCUCCGACUGUGCUGUCAGAACCACCCUGAUACCCACACCUUAGUAUCCAAAGCUUCUGACUUUCAAAAAGUACCCGAGGGAGGCUGCAGCCUGCCCUGUGAGUUCCGUCUAGGCUGUGGGCAUGUCUGCACCCGUGCCUGCCACCCCUAUGAUUCCUUGCAUAAGGAGUUCCAGUGCAUGAAGCCAUGCCAAAAGGUCAUCUGCCAAGAUGGGCACCGGUGCCCCCUUGUUUGUUUCCAGGAGUGUCAGCCUUGUCAGGUGAAGGUACCCAAAACCAUUCCUCAGUGUGGCCAUGAACAGAUGGUCCCUUGUUCAAUGCCUGAGUCAGAUUUCUGCUGCCAGGAGCCCUGCCCUAAGGUCCUGAGAUGUGGCCACCGAUGUAGCCACCCGUGUGGUGAGCUCUGUGUGCAGCUGUGUUCAGAAAUGGUCACUGUGAAACUCAAAUGUGGGCACAGCCAACAGGUGAAAUGUGGUCAUGUGGAAGACCUCAAGUACGACAUGCCAGUCAAGUGUACCACCAAGUGUGAUACCACCCUGGACUGCGGGCACCCUUGCCCUGGCUCCUGCCACAGCUGUUUUGAAGGGCGCUUCCAUGAGCGUUGUCAGCAGCCCUGCAAGCGCCUGCUUAUCUGCUCACACAAGUGCCAGGAGCCCUGCAUUGGCGAGUGCCCGCCCUGUCAGCGGACGUGUCAGAACCGUUGUGUCCAUAGCCAGUGCAAGAAGAAGUGUGGUGAGCUGUGCAGCCCCUGCGUGGAGCCCUGUGUCUGGCACUGCCAGCACUACCAGUGCACCAAACUCUGCUCUGAGCCCUGCAACCGACCCCCGUGCUAUGUGCCUUGUACUAAGUUACUGGCUUGUGGCCACCCUUGCAUUGGUCUGUGUGGAGAGCCAUGCCCCAAGAAGUGCCGUGUCUGCCACAUGGAUGAGGUCACACAAAUCUUCUUUGGCUCCGAGGAUGAGCCCGAUGCCCGCUUUGUGCAGCUAGAAGACUGCAGCCACAUCUUUGAGGUACAAGCCCUGGACCGCUACAUGAACGAGCAGAAGGAUGAAGAAGUUGCCAUCAAGUUGAAGGUCUGCCCCAUCUGCCAGGUGCCCAUCCGCAAAAACCUGAGGUACGGAACCAGCAUCAAACAGCGACUAGAGGAAAUCGAAGUCAUCAAGGAAAAGAUCCAGGGCUCAGCAGGGGAAAUUGCAACCAGCCAGGACCGACUGAGGGCCCUGCUGGAGAGCAAAAGCCUCCUCCACCAGCUGCUCCCUGAAGAUUUCCUGAUGCUGAUGGAGAUGUUGGCCCAGAAAAAUCUGUCAGUCAGGGACCUGGGGCUUGUUGAGAAUUACAUCAACUUCUAUGACCACUUGGCCAACCUAUGGGAUUCUCUGAAAAAGAUAAAUGUCUUAGAACAGAGUAAAGUGAGGACUCGACUCGACCAAGUCCAUGGGUGGCUGGCCAAGAAGCGCUUGAGCUUUACCAGCCAGGAACUGAGUGACCUUCAGAGUGAAAUCCAGAGGCUCACAUACCUGGUAAACCUCCUGACCCGCUGCAAGAUGGCAGAAGGGAAGGUGAAAGGGAGCGUAGCACAAGAGGUCUACAGUAUCCGGAACAUCCUUGAGAAAACCUGUAAGUUCACCCAGGAGGAGGAGCAGCUUGUGCAGAAAAAAAUGGAUGCUCUAAAAGCCAUCCUUCCCUGCUCUGGCCUGGGCAUCUCAGAGGAAGAACGAGUGCAGAUUGUUAGCGCCAUGGGUUUCCCUCGUGGUCACUGGUUCAAGUGCCCCAAUGGCCACAUUUAUGUGAUUAGUGAAUGUGGAGGAGCCAUGGAGAGGGCCACUUGUCCUGACUGCCAGGAGGUGAUUGGUGGUGAAAGUCACACUCUGGAAAGGAGCAACCAGCUUGCCUCUGAGAUGGACGGAGCUCAGCACCCUGCCUGGUCUGACACGGCCAACAACCUGAUGAACUUUGAGGAGAUCCGGAGGAUGAUAUAGGAAGAUAGCGCACUGCUGCCUUUUGUCCCAGCCACCAUUUGGCUGGGGCUGGCUCCCUUAACGGAGGAACUGAAGUUUUUUUUUAUUACUGUCCUUUAGUCUUAGCACCUACCUAAGGAUCCACUUUUAGGGCUCGCCCACAUUUGAUUCUAGAUUUACCCCUGCGCUAGAGUAAGCACUUUACCUCCAGAACUGAGAGCAGAGUUAACAGAGCUCGCCUUUCUUUCCUGAAAGUAUGGGACAGACUCUCCAGAGCACGUCUGGGGCUUCCACGUAGGGCUGCCUAGUGGAAACUCUGGGUCUCGAUGUUUCUUCUGUGGUGUUCCCAGGGCACAAGUGUGAGCUCCGUGAAGCUGACUGAAGCUAAUUGCCAGAUCCUAACCUACAGACUAAAUUUCAUGGUAAUAAGUGGCCCAGAGGAGUUUGGACUGCUUAUCCCUUCAAGGAGCACAAGAAACCCCACUUCCCACCUCCUUGGGCACCCCUCUCCAGAAGCUGGAGGCGUGCAAUGGACAAAGAUUUUUUAGCUCACCCUGACCCAGUUACAUAUUCACUGAGUGGGGAAAGUGCACUACCAUUGGGAGGGUGUGUGCAGCAGGCCCAGACUGGCUGGGAGUGACCCCUGUGCCCUUUCCUGUAACUUACACCUGGACAGUGGUUUCAUUACCUACCAUCCAAGGUUCAGUACCAGUGCUGGUUUCCCUGGCCCGAAUGGAGCUAAACUCACAUUCAGUACCAGGAUCACCUCUCCCAAGUAUAAGCCUUCAUCCCAGCACUCGCAGCUUUUACCUGGGCAGGGUUGUUAGCAUGCCAGCAGCUUCUGCAGGCCCCAGCCCAGGCCAGAAGCCAGCCCCAGGCCAGCCGCCUGUGUCUGCAUUCCCUCUGUCCAGUGUUCCUUAGAACAGACACUUAGGUAUCUCAGGUCCUUUCUAAUGUUGGCAAGAAAAAAGUCCCUUUCCUAUGUUUGCAUUUUCUUUUCUGUCUUUACUAUGCACUUUAGCCUAUAAAGCCAAUUAAUAAAAACAAUGACGGAGAAUCUGGUCUAUGUCUGUCCU
Sciurus carolinensis (gray squirrel) is the source of this 7283-nucleotide messenger RNA. It is a transcript of the gene Znfx1, whose product is annotated as zinc finger NFX1-type containing 1. The coding region runs from base 454 to 6228 and encodes 1924 amino acids. Gene Ontology annotation, biological process: regulatory ncRNA-mediated heterochromatin formation. The record is from RefSeq and is a predicted model, not a curated record. The transcript is spliced from 14 exons. Gene Ontology annotation, molecular function: zinc ion binding; helicase activity. Gene Ontology annotation, cellular component: nucleus; nuclear RNA-directed RNA polymerase complex. Lineage: Eukaryota; Metazoa; Chordata; Mammalia; Rodentia; Sciuridae.